Malurus melanocephalus (red-backed fairy wren) is the source of this 1710-nucleotide messenger RNA. Its product is annotated as EGF-containing fibulin-like extracellular matrix protein 2. The record is from RefSeq and is a predicted model, not a curated record. Lineage: Eukaryota; Metazoa; Chordata; Aves; Passeriformes; Maluridae. Bases 15 to 1346 code for a protein of 443 amino acids. The transcript is spliced from 8 exons. Gene Ontology annotation, molecular function: calcium ion binding.
CGGGGUCCUCUCUCAUGUUAUUUUGGGGGUUCCGUGGGUCCCGGAGGUGUUUUGGGGGGGUCCCGUCUCACUGUCCUUCCCCGUGUGGUGCCCCAGACGUGGACGAGUGCGCGGGGGAGGGGCCGCCCCCGUGCCGGGGCUCCAUGAAGUGCCUGAACCAUUUUGGGGGGUACCUGUGCCUGCCCCGCUCGGCCGCGCUGCUCAGCCCCGGCCUCGGCCCCGCCCCGGCCCCGCCCCCUCCGCACGCCCCGCCCCUGUCCCGCCCGGCCCCGCCCCCCGAUGGCCGCUGCCCUCCCGGGUUCGGUCCCGCCCCCGACGGCACCUGCGCAGACGUGGACGAGUGCGCGGGGCCCCCCCCGUGCCGGCCCAGCCAGGACUGCAUCAACCUCCCGGGGGGCUUCGAGUGCCGCUGCCCCCCCGGCUACCGUCACCGGCACACCGAGUGCGUGGAUGAGGACGAGUGCCAGUUCCGCUGGUGCCAGCACAGCUGCGCCAACUCCCCCGGAGCCUUCGCUUGUCGCUGCCACGCCGGGUUCAGCCUCGGCCCGGACGGCCGCUCCUGCCUCGACGUGGACGAGUGCUCCAUGGGCGCCCGGUGCUCCCAGCGCUGCCUGAACACCUUCGGCUCCUUCCGCUGCCGCUGCCGCCCCGGCUUCGUGCUGGGCGCCGACGGGCACGAGUGCCACGAUGUGGACGAGUGCCAGGGGAAUGUCCCAUGCCAGCACCGCUGCCAGAACCUCCCCGGGGGCUUCAGCUGCCUCUGCCCCCCCGGGUACAGCGAGCAGGACGGGCUCUGCCGCGACCAGGACGAGUGCACCGAGGGCUCCCACGGCUGUGGGGGGGCCCAGAGCUGCCUUAACACUUUUGGGGGGCAUCUCUGUGUCCCCCGCCAGCUCUGCCGGGGACCMUACACCCCGCACUCCCGCAGCAACGGGACCUGCGUGUGCCCCAGGGCGGUCCCUGGCUGCGCCCCCCGCCCCCAUUGGCUCCUCCAUCGUUUCCUGACCAUUCCCGAAAUUUCCGAUGUUCCCACUGGGAUUUUCCAGCUCCAGCACCCCCCGGGGGACCCCCRAAGGCUGCGGCUGCGGGGGGGGCCCCCCGGCACCUUCCGCCUGCGGGUGCUGACCAAUCACAGCUCGCUGCUGGAACUCGCCCGCCCCUUGGCGGGGCCGCAGCAGCUGCUGCUGGAGGUGGAGCUGCUGCCGCUGGGGCCCCGCCCUCCACCCUCUGCCCCUCCCACACCCGCCGAGACCCCGCCCCCCAGCCCCUGGGACCCGCCCCCGCCGGGUGGGCGCAGCCUGGCCUUACUCCGCCUCCACCUGUCAGUGGGGGCCCACCCAUUCUAGGGCCGCGGACACCCCCAGACUUCCGUGGGACCGACAAAAACUCCAGCAGGAGCCCCCCAAGCCCUCCCAAUACCCUCAACCGUGCCCUGGGCCCUCCAAACCCACUCCGAACCCUCCAAAACUCUCUCAGGAUCCUCAGUUUCCCCCUGUGUCUUUACAACAGUUCCCAGAAACCCCUGAAAAAACCCCUCCCCCAAGCCCCUCUGGGACCACCCCAAAACCUCCUUGGGACAACCCUCACCCCACGUGGGACCUCAAAAUUUCCCCCCUGGGAACCCCCAAACAAUCCCCAGGACUCCCCAAAGAGCCCCUGGGACCUCCAAUUUGGGGGCAAAGAAUGAACUUGUUGGUGCUGAUCAGUUCA